Molecule: messenger RNA, 744 nt
Organism: Sphaerulina musiva SO2202
Lineage: Eukaryota; Fungi; Ascomycota; Dothideomycetes; Mycosphaerellales; Mycosphaerellaceae
Exons: 3
Coding region: 1-744 (247 amino acids)
Cellular component (GO): RNA polymerase II transcription regulator complex
Molecular function (GO): transcription cis-regulatory region binding; DNA-binding transcription activator activity, RNA polymerase II-specific
Source: RefSeq, a predicted model, not a curated record
AUGGAGACUAUGGAGUACAACUACUUUUCUCCUGCAUCUCAACAAUACGACUACAUGGCAUUUGACGCAGAGAGUAGUAGCAGCGAUUUGGGAGUUACACCUAUCCUCGACGUCCUCGGCAGCGAAUUCCCUCUAACUGGCUCGUACGCGUUUCAGACUUUCGACACUGCAGCUCUUCUCCUCCAUCCCGUAGCAACAACAGCAGCAACAACAACAACAGCAAUAUCCUCUCCCCAGCAACUACAGCUACAGCAACACACCACCUGCUCGCUUUCUCCUCCUUCAUCACACCACCACCACCAUCAUCACCACUCCUCCUCCUCUGUAUCAGAUGGUAGUAGCGGUAGCUGUAGUGGUGGUGGUGGUGGUGGUGGUAGUGGAAAUAAUGUUAUUGCCAUAGACAGCAACACCUUCAUCUCAACAAUCGACACCGAAUUCGAAAUUCAAACUAGGAGGAAUAGUAGUGAAGAAAAAGAAAAUUUGACUCCUGCACAAUCUCGAAGGAAAGCACAGAAUCGUGCUGCUCAACGAGCCUUCCGCGAACGCAAAGAACGCCACGUCCGCGAUCUCGAAGCGAAAUUACAUUUUUUCGCUACGAGAAUGGCGAAGUUACAAGAGGAUAAUGAACGUUUGGAGGGGUUGUUGAGGCGGGUGUUUGUAGAGAAAGAGGCGGAGGAGGAGGAGGAUGAGUUGGUGGUGGUGGUGGGGAGGAGGAGAGGGGAUGAUGAGGAGGAGGAGGGAUGA